Molecule: messenger RNA, 2081 nt
Organism: Scaptodrosophila lebanonensis
Lineage: Eukaryota; Metazoa; Arthropoda; Insecta; Diptera; Drosophilidae
Gene: Mco4
Product: laccase
Exons: 3
Coding region: 22-2007 (661 amino acids)
Biological process (GO): iron ion transport
Cellular component (GO): plasma membrane
Molecular function (GO): copper ion binding; oxidoreductase activity
Source: RefSeq, a predicted model, not a curated record
UUUGCGAUCAGAGAACAGUAAAUGCAUCCGGGGAAAACUCACCAGAAAAAUAUACGGACCACAAGCAAAUAUUAUUCUUUUCUGUGUACUAUGAAAGUUAAUUUGGUGCAAACAAUAGUUUUGAUGUGUAUCAUUAUUAUCGCUCAAAUCCAUGGCAUACAAGAUGCCGAUGGAAAACGAAUUAUCAGCAAAUACGAAAGCGUGCAAAAAUUGUAUCCCCAGCCUGCGAGAACUGAGACUCCAGAAUGGCGGGUCGCUGACAAGAACAUGCCUCAUCCCUGUAAACGCAAUUGCGUUGAGAAUCAGCCAAUGACCUGUUACUAUUACAUGGUGGUACAUUACGACGAUACUAUGAGUGAUACUUGCAAACGUUAUUUACAGUCGAAGUACCGCUUCAAUAUAGAUGGUAAGGAAUUUAUCGACAGCUUUAAAAUAGCCGAGCAGGAGCCAGCUAACGACGACUGUAAGUACGCUGACGGCCUAGAGUCUCAGGUGAUGGUUGUAAACGGUCAGCUGCCAGGCCAGUCCAUCGAAGUGUGCUUCGGGGACACAAUAGUUGCGGAUGUCAUUAAUAGCAUGCACGAAACGACGACUAUACAUUGGCAUGGCAUUCACCAGCGCCUCACGCCACAUAUGGACGGCGUGCCUCACGUUACGCAAUACCCUAUUGAGGCGGGUCAGGCUUUCCGGUAUCGUUUUCAGGUUGACCACGUCGGCACCAACUGGUGGCAUAGUCACACUGCGCACCAGCGCGCCUUUGGACUGGCGGGGCCGCUGAUUGUGCGCCAGCCGCCUAAGCUGAAUCCCCACGUACACCUGUAUGACUUUGACCUCACGGAGCACGUUAUCGUGAUACAGGACUGGGUGCACAAUUUCGAUGAGAGCGUAGCAGAGAAUAUUCUAAUCAAUGGGGUAGGGCGAAAUAUGAAAAAAGAUAGCAAAACAAGGCCGACGCUGUACGCCCCUUUCACAGUUAUACGAGGUGGUCGCUAUCGUUUCAGAGUCAUUUUCAAUGGCGUAUCUAACUGUCCCAUAAGCAUGAGUAUCGAUAAACACGACCUUUUGGUCAUCUCUAGCGAUGGAAACGACAUAGAGCCCGUAGAGGUUCAAAAGAUCAUGUUCCACGGUGCGGAACGCUAUGAUUUUGUGCUUCAUGCCAAUCAAAUAAUAGCCAACUACUGGAUUCGUGUAAAAGGUUAUAGCUUCUGCGAGAAGAACAACCUGCACCAGGAGGCAAUACUGCAUUAUACGGACUCCGACACACAGGAACUGGACACAAGCUCCAUUAGCUACACCUACGAUGCGCCUGGCAUCAUGCUCAACGAGCUCGGAGACGAUACCGCCGGUGACAAUGCUCACAGUAUUUCGCUUAUUAGCCUCAAUGCAAAGGAUAUUGAGCCGAGCAUGACACCAGACGUCACGUACUACACCAGCAUGGCAGCGGUAGAGAUGGCCGAAGGUUUCCGCUUUCAGAUGGAUGACAUCAGUUUCAGCAUGCCGAAAAUGUCCCUGUUGCAGACCCGCAAUCUCGGCAUUGGUCAAUUUUUCUGUAAUAUCAGCCAACAGGCGGCUCUCGGCUUUAACUGCAAGCAACGCCACUGUAAAUGCCCAAACGUCAUCCAGGUGCCUUCGCAGAAGAACGUAGAGAUGGUUAUUUCAAGCAAAUCGGUAACAGCGCAUCCGGUGCACCUGCACGGCUACACAUUUCGUGUAGUGGGCAUGGGGGUGCUCGGCGAGGAGCGCAUAUCGCAGAUUGAAGAAAUCGACCAGCGCACUCCUUUACCGCGCCGUGGUCGAGGCGCACCUUUAAAAGAUUCUGUACAGGUUCCAGCGUUUGGUUAUACAAUCAUACGGUUUUAUUCAGACAGCCCAGGCUAUUGGAUGUUUCAUUGCCACAUAUCAACCCAUUCGGAGAACGGAAUGGCUGCGGUUGUUCGUGUAGGCGAGAAUGUUGAAAUGAAAAUGUGCCCAGUCAGCAAUUGUGGACUCUGCAGCUCGGUGGCCUAAUGCGCAUGUUAAAAACAAGAAAGGAAUGCAAGCGUCAGCCGGGCUCAAGUCUUAUAGCUACUCUAGCAACAAAA